Hyaloperonospora brassicae is the source of this 3165-nucleotide messenger RNA. The record is from the annotation of a GenBank genome assembly. NCBI's taxonomy places the organism in Eukaryota, Oomycota, Peronosporomycetes, Peronosporales, Peronosporaceae.
AUGAGGGACGCGGCCGCCGCACUACGACCGCUACGACGACGACGUCUGACGGCGCGUCAGCAGCUCUUGUCAUUGGUCCUAUGGCUCGGCCUGAGCCUCUCGACGUCGCGCGUUGCAGCGCAGUCGUGUGCGAACGCGAGUACGUUAGUGGCCGACGACGAGAGCGCUGCGAUCGUCUACGACGCGGCGUGCAACGCGCGGAGCUUCCAAGUGGUCGUGAGCUCGACGGUCGAGCGGAGUCUGAACCUCUCGAACUUGGACGUUGUGGCCGUGCGGAGCUACCCGCGCGUGUAUCAACUGCUCUUGAACAACAAUCGGCUCGAGACGUUUUCGUCGACGGACUUGGACAGUGACAUGAAAGACUUACAACUGUCGAGCAACUUGAUCACGGACUUGGUCAGCUCGAACUUUCCUCGUCGACUCAAUUACUUGGACCUGAGCUACAACUUUAUCACGACGCUGUCGACAGCUACGCCCUGGCCCGUGUCGGGGGACCUGCAGACGCUUUUGCUGCACGGCAACCCGCUCAAGUCAGUCGCGACUGACACGUUUACGAGAUUCGGAGCACUGCGGUCGCUAUCCCUGUCGAGCACAAGCAUAUCGAACCUCGACGACCUCAUGCUGCCCGUGUCUCUGCGGAUACUCAACGCGACGAGGAACUCGUUCACUAGUGCUUCGACCAGCUUCGCGAACCUUCCAACGGCUCUGCAAUACCUGGACUUGAGCAACAACUUACUUACGGCGUUCCCCACGGUCGUAUCGUCGCUCACGACGCUCGUCGAGCUGAACCUCGAAGGCAAUGGAAUCAAGAGGAUUCGUGGCGUGACGUUUGCGUCGACGCUUCGCAAGGUAUCGUUGAGGGAUAACCCGUUGUCCACGAUCGAAAUUUGCCGAUCGGACGUGAUCGUGUUUGAGAGCCUCACUGAGUUUACUGCACCGUCGUCCGUGUCAAGCACUUGCUCCAACUCGACGGCAACUAGUAUGGCCAUUCGGGGCGUCCCUUUUUGCGUCUUGGAAGACGAGGACUGCGUCAGUGCCUUGGCAACGGACUCGAAUGCCGGGAGUUUGACGGACGACAACACCGCCACUACCCCGGGCUCGAGCGACGGCGCGUCAUCGAGCAGCAGCUCGGGCUCGAUCUUUUCGGCCGGAUCCAUUGGAAUCAUCGGCGGCACGUUUUUCCUCGUUGGCAUCUUGUUGAGCGCCUUGGCCUUUGGACUUGUGUGGAAGAAGCGCAGAGAUAACGGCGGCAGCCCGUCUCGAUGUCCUACUCUGAAGCUAAAUCGUGAACGUCGAUUAGGAAGCAGUGGCAGCAACUUUGUCGUGUUCACGGGCAGCGGACGCACGAGUCGUGCGAAUCGGCUCAUUGUCAAUGACAACUACCGCGACAGCAAGAACGAGAGCACGAGCACGUUUGGGAGCACCGGCGUCCACACACCUGGUCACGCAGCGUGGACGAUCUACGAGAGCCCGCUGGACAAGUACAACCCGGUAGCUCUGCUUGAGCCGAGUCCGAACGGGGACAAGCACUUUCUCGGUGCCAGCACCGUCUCGCUCCAGGCUCGCAGCAAGCUCAAGAUCAAAGUCGACUUGGACGAUCUGCUCGUGUACGAGAUUCCGCCCGAGGAGAUCCAGAUGCUCCGCGCGCUGUGCGUGUCGUCGUCGAAGAAGGGCAGCAAAGCGGCGCUAGCGCUGAGCAGUGUCGGCGUGGGCAACACUCGGAAGAAGGUGGACUCGGCCUUGUUCUUGGCCGAGUACCAGGGCUACAAGGUGGUGAUCCAAGCGCUCAUGCGCUGCAAGAAGCAGCUGGAGAAGCGCUUUGUCGAGCAGAUCCGUCUCGCAGCUUCCCUCGACCACGCGUCGAUUGUGCACUUUAUUGGCGUGACCACGGGCUGCAGCAGCACGGCAAGUCGUCGACGGGGCAGCAGUGCAGCAAUGCCUCGCGCGCCGUACGCCAGCUACGGUCCCGCGAACACCGCAGGCGAGAGCAUGGCAAACAGCAGCGCGACAAAGAGUCGGUACCCGAGCAUGGGCGCGCCCUCGUGGCACCUCGGCGUCGUGUUUGAGUACAUGCAGCACGGAUCGCUUGCCAGCAUGUUUGAGGCCGAGCGAUAUCGACGCGAGGGCAAAGGGUAUCACCCGAACAGCAGCGUCGCAGCGGCGAUCGGGAGCGGCAAUGGCAAUAUCUUCAGCUGGUACCCCAUGUUUGCCAACUCGAGCGCGAGUGUGAACGCGAACCCGAACGCCGACUGGCGCUGCAAGCUGUCGAUCGCUCUCGAUGUCGCCAUGGGUCUUGUCUACCUCCACGCCAACAAUUACGCCCACGGCCACGUGUGUGCUCGGAAGGUGCUGGUCAACGAGCAGGGCGAGGCCAAACUGAGCGCAAUGGACGUCUUGCUGCCUUCGGACUUGGCGUCGAGCCGAGACGACGCGUACGGCAAAGCCGACGACUUCCGUGGCUCGCUGCGUGACAGCGCGCGAUGGACUGUGCAGAAGAUCGCUGGACUCCGUGCUACGCGCUCGUCGAGAGCGCAGAAGCGCCAAGCAUCUGACCGCCUCAGCCGCAAUCGGUACGACAACAACAGCGGACAGAGCGACGCGAGCGGAGCCAGCGGAGUCAGCAGCGUCACGCUCGACGACAACCACAGCCGCAGCGGUGAGAUCGCCGCGCCCAUCGAAGGGCUGGACGACCUCAACGAGAGUUCGCUCAAGUCGAGUGGCGGCCUCGGGGCGUCCAUCGUCGCGGCCCAGCGAGAAGACGUGUUUGCGUUUGGCACGUUCCUGUGGGAGCUCGACACGAUGAUUGCGGUCGAGGAGGACCUGGCGAGCUCGAGGGCCUCUGCCGACUACGGGGGUAACCCGCUCUUGCUCAAGUUCUCGGCCGACUGUCCGCUGGAGUUGCGGGACCUCGCGCGCCAGUGCUGGCACGAGGUGCCGAGCGAGCGGCCGGACGCCAUUGACGUGCAGGAGGAGCUCGUGCGCGUGCUGGAGGGCCGCCUGACCACGAGCAACCACGUGCCGCUCAACUGGACGCGGCCGAGCUACUUCAGCUCCACGAGCGCCAUCAGCAGUCUCUCGAGCUCCGACCUGUCGUCCAACUUGUCGUCGCUGCCGAGUUCGCGCUCCGUCAUGGCCGUGCCCGUGGUCGGCCGUCUGGUCCAGUGA